ACAACUUUUGAUGGAAAAUACAUUUGUUGUUUCUUUGACCCACAGACGAGGAAGAAAAGUUUUGUGAUUAAUUUGUGACUCAUCUUGUAUUACCAAGGCAAUUAAAAUAGUCUUAAUAUACUUUUUUGAAAUUUGGUGCUUAUUAAAUAGUACAUUAGAAAUUGUAAAAAAGGCUUAAGCCUGUGUUUUUUGUACACUUUCAUAUAAAACAUCAAGCUGGGGAACGAAAUGUCUUCGUCUGCAAUGGAGAAGCACUUAUUUAAUUUAAAAUUUGCUGUAAAAGAGUUAGAGAGAAAUUCAAAGAAAUGUGAAAAAGAGGAAAAGUUAGAGAAGGAGAAAGCCAAGAAGGCUAUACAGAAGGGGAAUAUGGAGGUGGCACGGAUACACGCCGAGAAUGCAAUACGACAGAAGAACCAAGCCAUUAACUAUUUAAGAAUGUCAGCAAGAGUUGAUGCAGUGUCUAGCAGAGUGCAGACCGCCCUCACCACAAGAAAGGUCACAAAUUCAAUGGCUGGUGUCGUAAAAGCAAUGGAUGCAGCUAUGAAGUCUAUGAAUCUGGAGAAGAUAUCAACUCUUAUGGAUAAAUUUGAGAGUCAAUUUGAGGAUCUUGAUGUACAAUCUUCGUACAUGGAGAAUGCAAUGUCACAAACUACUACGACUACUGUUCCUCAAGGCGAUGUUGACAAUCUGUUACAACAGGUGGCUGAUGAGGCUGGCCUGGAAUUGAACAUGGAACUGCCUUCUGGUGUACCGAGCACAUCUGUGGGUGCCUCGACGGUCGUCUCACAGGAACAAGACGAACUCACGCAAAGAUUGGCGCGACUACGACAGGCCGAAUAACGUUAAUGAUGUACAGAUAUAUAUAUAAGUUUAUGUGCUUACUCGUGAACUGGCGACAGCGAAUCUCACAUAUUAACAAUUUGUAACACUUUGAGAGCAACCUACCGUCAAUUAAAGCGAGUAUUAUUUAAACAUUGGUAGCCCGCUCCGCUCUUCUUGAUCCGAGCCCAGUGGCGUGCACCCCAUACAUGCAUACAUGCACUGCCUAACCCAAAGUUUUAUAUAACUUGUUACAUUAGAAAUUCGACGUGGCUGUCGUCAAUUACUCAAGAAGCAACGUUUAUUGCUGUUUAAGUUUAUAUAAAUGUAAAAAGUAAGGUUGAGGUUUCGUGGAAUACGCAGCAUAGCUUUUGUAUGCAAAAUUUUAUUCAAGUUACAGACAUUUUUGAUUUGCACAUACACUUUGUUUCCAUAUCCCGUAGCUUCGUUUUCAUCUAUAUUCUCGCGCCAUAAACCGUGAUAUAAAUUUUGUUUAUGUGUCUUCAGUUUCUAAUAAAGUGCAACAAUUUUACGUUUUAGCACAGUUCUGAUUCUAUACUACAUUUCACAUGGAAGUCUGAAGGCAAGAGCGGUUUGAUUAAUGAGAAAAUGUGACAUUGAUUUUUCUGUAAAUUAACUAAAAAUUUUUACGAAAAAGAAAAAUAUCAACCCGUGAAGCUUUCAUAUUUCUCAUCUCACGCCACGCAUGUUGGUUGAUAUGAAAAAAAAAUCCAUUACCAGACCAGUGGCGUGUUUUUGUCACAUAAAUACGAGAUUUUGAUUGACGCAUAAUAUGCAUGGCGUCCAGUGGCAUGAGAUUUUAAAUAUUCAAGCGAAUUAUCAUGUUUUUGUAAAUGUACACUACCUAUAUAAAUAAUAUAAUUACCUAAUUAAAUAUUUAAGAAUA
Molecule: messenger RNA, 1726 nt
Organism: Pararge aegeria (speckled wood butterfly)
Lineage: Eukaryota; Metazoa; Arthropoda; Insecta; Lepidoptera; Nymphalidae
Gene: Chmp1
Product: charged multivesicular body protein 1b
Exons: 4
Coding region: 229-840 (203 amino acids)
Biological process (GO): protein transport; endosome transport via multivesicular body sorting pathway; late endosome to vacuole transport
Cellular component (GO): multivesicular body; ESCRT III complex
Source: RefSeq, a predicted model, not a curated record